Messenger RNA from Aureobasidium vineae, 417 nucleotides. Lineage: Eukaryota; Fungi; Ascomycota; Dothideomycetes; Dothideales; Saccotheciaceae. The record is from the annotation of a GenBank genome assembly.
AUGGUCGUCAAGAACACCCAAGCUGUCGCAAAGGCCACUGCGCCCCGUCUGCCGCCCCUCCACAAGCUGCGCGUCCGCAAGCCCGACCAGGCUGGCGCAAACCCUUGCAUCGGUGUCAUGUCUUCUGUCCUCGGUAUGCUUGGUCGCAACUGCUUUUGCCUUGCUGUUCUUGCUCUGACACGCUCUACAGGAUGCUGGGCCUCGUCUGGAUACACGGCUCAAGGAUGUGCCGCCCUUGAACAACAACUUCGCGCAUGCAUGGACGCCCNNCCGUAUGUUUUGGCCGCCUUGUCUCGAACCACGACCAUCCUGACUCUAACUCUUGCGCAGAAAGCUGGCCAAACCAAGAAGAGUUCGAUCAACUACCAUCUCUCGAGAUUAUACCCCCAGAUCAUCGGUCCACACAAGCGAAACUAG